Prorocentrum cordatum is the source of this 4242-nucleotide messenger RNA. The record is from the annotation of a GenBank genome assembly. NCBI's taxonomy places the organism in Eukaryota, Dinophyceae, Prorocentrales, Prorocentraceae.
GCGAGACCUAUCGCUCCGGGCCGCCUGGUCCUGGUGUGGUACGGGGGCGCGGAGGCGCAUUGGCGCGAGCUCCUCCUGCUCUGCAAGGUGGAGGGGGCGACCUGGGUCAUCGCCACGCCUGAUGGCGAUGUCAUCGCAGAAGACAUCUACGACUUCAGCUGCCCGCCGUGCUGCCAAGGGUGGAUCCCGCUGUUCGUCACGGCCAGCGCCUUGCUGUAUAGGUUCGGGCCGCCCGGACAGCAGCACGCACCAGCAGAGCGGCGGCAGGUCUUCAAGGAUGGGGUUGCGACCGCGCAGAUUGAGAGGGCCAACAGGGUUGUCGACGCCGUUGCUGCUGAUGCAGAGCCUGGCGCUGUGCAUGACCGUGUGGCUAUGCACGGGUGGACCGCAGAUGCUGGACUACCAGGUGGAGGCGCAGCCGUCCCGCUGGCUGGAGUGCCCUUGGGAACGGACGCUUGGCCAGGGGCAGCGGCGUCGGCGCGCCGCCAGUGGAUCAUGGUCGCCAGCGAUGGGCAGCCAGGAGCGCCUUCCGUCGAAGCUGACUGGAGUGUGGACGCGAGUGCGGACAUCGUGGCCGACUUCGCACUGGCCAAGCUCGGAUCCGCGACCCUCGUGUUGGGGAGUAUCGACGUCGGCGGCAGGGAACUCAAGCUGGUGGCCAUCACGGACUUUCCGAUCCAGGGCCCGCAUACCACGUUCUGGCUCUGCAGUUUCGUUAGUGAUCAGGGCCAGGUGCCCAGGACCAGGGCUGGGAGGUCGAUGCGGGACGCCCAUGAGCCGGACAACGACAGGCUCAAGCACGAACAGGGUAGCCUCUUGGAGAUCCUCGAGCUUGCUCUCACCUACGAUCAAUUGGAUGUGCCAUCGCUGGCCUCUUGUGAUAUCCUCGCGCGACGGGUUCGGUUAUUGGAGGAGGCCUACACUUCGAACCCGAGGGCUGCGAGGUUGGAGGAACGCGAGCACUACCAGGGGCUCGGCAGAAGGGUCGCCGUGGUGGCCCCGACGCUCACCACGCACGUUGCAGGGCAGCUGCAGGGUGAAGCGCAGAUCCAGAUGGAGCGACGCAAGGGCCGCCAACUAGUCGAGGUCGUCUUCGGAGACCCUGGCGCCUUCACCGCAGUCGGGGCCAUCUUCGAGGACCUCGGCGAGAUUUUGCUUGGGACAUGGCGGAUGGUCGCCAGCGUGACCUACUGCCGCUGCCAAGGCUGGGCAAGAUUGAGGUCCCACGUGGUGCUCUCCGUCGUGGAGUUCAGCAGCGUAUCUACAGUUUGGGCCCUCAGUGAGCUUGGAGGGGUUGGCAGCACGCAGCUCGGUGGUCCAGGUGGAGAGCAGACGCGGGCUGCUGUUGCUAUGGCCCAGGACGCCGCGUUGGCCGUGCCCUUACCUCGAGAGCGGCCCGCCCCGCAUGAAGCCCUCGCGGCGCUUCUGCGCACAGACGCUCGCUACGGAGACAGCGAGUGCGCCGGGGACAUUGCACCGUUUGGUUCGGCGCCAGUCUCGCUGCCGGGCCGCGACUUGUCGGGGGUGGACAUCUACCAAGUUCUGCCUUCGGACGCGUCGCGCAAGCUCAAGCGGCUUCGCGACGCCAUUCUUCUCAGUAGCGAGGAAUAUGCAUUGCGUAUCAAGAGCGAGGGGCUACCCAACCUUUACUUUGACCCAGCGCUGGAGGCGCAGCCCUCCAAGUGGGAGGGAUUUUGUCGGGAGCUGCGUGGCAGGGGGCUGGCGCGCUGGACCCGACCCUACAAAGAGAGGGUUGGCUUGUUGCUUGUUCGCAAGAAGAGAUGUGAUUCACGACUCAUAUGUGAUGCACGUCGGAGUAACGUUCAGUUCGACAUCCCUGGUUCCAUACAGCUUGCUACUGGUGGCUCGCUCAGCCGUCUCGACAGCAGCUCCGAACAGGCCAUCUACUGUGCCAGCUUUGACAUCAAGGACUUUUUCCACGAACUCAGGAUCCACGAGGAGCUCUCCCAUAGCGUCAAUGGCGUCAAGGUCGUCGACCACGAGCUCAUCUACCCGGCGCUGCAGUCUCUGCCCAUGGGCUUUUCGCGGGCCAUGUGGGCGGCACAGCUGGUGCACGAGGAGGUUCUGCGUCGCGCCGGCCUGCCUCCUCCUCGCCUUCUUCGCGAUGGCACCCCGCCACCCUCGCUGGACGGAGGGCCCGUGCACGUGGCCUACGUGGACAACUUUGGGGCCACCGGGCGCGACGAGGCCGAGGCCGAGGCCAUGCACCACCAGGCGCUUGAAGGCGUCAGGAAGGCUGGGUUUCAUGUUCACGAGAUCGAGCGCGUCAGUACCUCCUUGGACAUCAUUGGCGUGCACUUGGAUGGCGAGAGGAAGGUGGUCACGCUGUCUGCGGCGCGGGCAUGGCGGAUCUAUGCCGGGCUGCACGCCCUCGUGCGGCGGGGGCGUUGCACGGGGAGGGAGAUGCGGGCCAUCUUGGGCCACCUGUGCUUCGCCUUCUUGCUGCGCCGCCCGUGUCUAUCCUGCAUUGCGGCCGCAUUUGCCUUUGCCGAGUCCGCUGGUAACGACUGCAAGAACCUCUGGCCCAGCGUCAAGAGGGAGCUUCUCAUCGCUGUCGCGAUCUUGCCGCUGGUCUACGCGGACAUCGCGGCGGGAUGGCUUGACCAGGUGGUGGCGACUGAGUGGCCCGCGCAUGCCAUCCAGCACGCAGGCUCCCACGACGAGCGCUGGAGGUUCAAGAAGAACCCGCAGCGCAAGCACAGGGAGGUCGCCCUGGCGGGCUACGACAUCGCCGAGCCUCCGGUCGAUAGGGACGGCAACCUCCCAGUUGACAGCGACGAGGGCGUCUGGAUGGCCGUCGGCGACUUCCCAGAUGUCGAGCCCGCCGCUGUCGAGGAGGCAAAGUGGGCCGUGGUCGCCAAGCGCCCUUGUGGGGGUCACGAGGGGGCCAUCCAUGUCAGAGAGGCGGGGGGCGCGAAGCUCGGCCUCAAGCACGUGGUCCGAUGCGGCCGCUGGCGACACAGGAAGGUCCUCAUGCUGGUCGACAACAUGGGCCUGGUGCUCGCGCUCCAGAAGGAUCGAUGUCGCGACCCAGCUCUCCUCGGUCAGCUUCGUCAGAUGGCCUCUCUGCAACUCGCCACUGGGCUGCGGGCGCGGUUCCGCUGGAUCCCUGCAGAUCGGCCCUCGCGGCAGUGGGGGCCGGCAGUGGCUGAUGCUGGGCUUGCAUGGCGUCCUCCUCCUGGGCUUGUUCUCCUGAUGCCUGGUGCUGUCACGAGGGCGCCGGGCAUGGUGCGCAGGAGGCCUGCUGGCGUGACGGCACGCAACGUUGCCCAGCGAAUCGAGACCUCCCCCGCUAUGCACUUGGUCAGCCUGGAGACUCGACUUCGCGGGCAGCAGCCUUUGGUGGACGCAGGGUCAGGACCAUCCGAGCAGGCGAUCCUGCCCCCGUCCAAGCGGCUCGCGGAGAUCGCGGGUCGCAACCUCGACAAGGCAGGCCUCUCCUGCCUCGAGAGUAUCGCGGUGAGGCCUGUCCAGGUCGAGGACUACCACAGACGGAUCGAGGAGUUCUAUGGGUUCGUCCGCCGCCAGGGCUUGAGCACCUGCACCCUGGACUCCCUGGAGGCAGCGCUCCUGGACUGGGCGGGCGACGCGUUCUUGGAGGGCGGGAAGAAGCACGACGGCGAGAAGCUGAAGGCGGCUGUCCUGCACUACUACCCGAGCCUCAAGAGGCCCAACACCAAGCCGCUCGCCAGGUUCGAGAGGUGCCUGAAGGCUUGGGGGCGUCGGCGGCCCGCGCUAGGCCAGCUGCCGCCGCCGUGUCCAACGAUCUGCGGUCUGGCGGUGGGCCUUCACCUCCUGAACCACGCGGACAUGGCGGCGGCUGCGCUGGUCGCGCUCAGCGCCUACUUGCGGCCAGGGGAGCUGCGUGGUCCCCGCGUGCGCGACGUCGUCCCUCCCGCGCUUGGCUACGGGGCGGAGUACCAGAAGUGGUCGCUGAUCCUCGGGCCGUCGGACGGUCAGGGCGACCCGACCAAGACAGGCGUGCGCGACGACAACGUGACGAUGGACCACGAGAACCUGCAGUUCAUCGGGCAUUUCUUCGAGCUGUACCGCCGCGGGAAGGACCCCGACGAGCCGCUGUGGAGCUUCGCGCAGGCGGAGCUCGGGGCCAUGAUCGCCAAGGCGCUCAAGGUGCGCAACCUCGAGGGCCUGGGCGUCGUGCCCUACAGCCUGCGGCGUGCAGGCCCCUCGUGGGACGUCAUCACGGGCAGGAGGUCUUAG